Beta vulgaris subsp. vulgaris (sugar beet) is the source of this 942-nucleotide messenger RNA. RefSeq lists its product as uncharacterized. Bases 166 to 531 code for a protein of 121 amino acids. The record is from RefSeq and is a predicted model, not a curated record. NCBI's taxonomy places the organism in Eukaryota, Viridiplantae, Streptophyta, Magnoliopsida, Caryophyllales, Amaranthaceae. The transcript is spliced from 5 exons.
ACAUAGCAUUUGGGUAAAAGAAACUUUCCACAUGAAAUUUCAUAGAGUAAAAAACGCCAUAGUCCAUACAUUUAUGGUUUCACUCACACAAGACAAUUGAAUCUGAAAUUUCGUAUUCUCUCUCCUCUACCUCGUGCUCGAAUUGCAGAAGCUGGUUCCAGAGCAAUGGCGAGCACAGGAAGUUCUAUGCUGCUCUCGUUUCUUUUGUUCACUGUGGUUCUAUCACUUGAAGUGAUUUAUAGAGGGAAGUUAGCAUCGUCGGAGUUAUUCACCAUCCUUGGAGGGUUUAUUAGUUCUCUACUAUUCCUUUUCUCCUUCGUAUUCAUUGGAAAUUUUCAAGAGUCGUCUGGCAUCAAAACUGGGUGGGGUGCUGUUAUACUUGCUGAAGUAGUUGCUCUUCUUGUGGCCAGUACUGUCCAUCGAGUGUGUGUCACAACAUGCUUCUUGUUCUCUGUUGGAUUAUUGUACGAAGUUAAUACGCUUUCAACUAUGAUGCAAUCUAAAAGUGAAGUGAAAUCCAGGAGACAUUAAGAUGACACCUCAGGUGGCUCUCGUCUACAACAUUUGCAAGGUCUUGACUCAAUUAAUGUUUAAAAAGCCCUUACAUUUAGAUAUAGAUCGUGUGGUGUCAACAAUAUUGUAGUCGAGGUUCUUGCAUUGCUUUAUUGUUGGUGAACUUUUAUGUUAGUUAAAAGCUUUCCUUACCAUUGUUUCCCCUUCACCUUGACAUGAGAAAUUUUGAGAAAGGGUUAAGGCAUGACUACAUAUUUAUGGGAAACAAUGUAGGAAAAGCAAAAGCAGCAAAUGUUCUCAAAUUUUGGUCUUUGUCUACUCGUCAAGAACGAUAUGUUAUCGUACAUCUUUCGUUGUAACGAUAUGAAAACCUUGAUUUUAAUAGGAUAAGAUCAACAGUAUGAACCAAUAUUUCAUCUUUAGUGGUCA